AUGUUGCAGUUUCUAACCUGGAGAAUGUCGCUGACUUCCUGCUCUUGCUUUGACAAUCCUGUGUGUUUUCCUGCAUGCGCAGACAUACGACAGCAGCGUGAGGAGAAUGACGAGUUACGGCAGCGGGUGGAGCAGGCAGAAGGGCGGGCAGAUGAGGAGUGUCUACGGGCAGUUAAAGAAGCUCGCCGGGCAGCUGACGCUCUCGAUGAAGCAGCGCGAGAGCGAGAGAGGGCGGAGGAUUAUUGCGCGCGGGUAAAACGAUUAGAGCGGGAAGUAGCGGUGCUUCAAACGCGAGUUCAAGAAGACCAGCGAAGAGACGCGGAAGGUCAUAGGGCCGAGGGUGAGGGGAGAUUAGAUGCCGGGAGAACUGAAUCAGAUGAGACGAAGCGACAGGCGUAUGUUGAUGGCGAUUUGUUGGGGAAAGGCCAGGGCGAUGAGCACGACAGUGAGCAGGUCGGAGGACGGAGCGGUUCUAGCAGCCCCACAAGCGGAAGUGAAAGCAGCAGUAGCGACGACGGGGCCACAAGUGAGAGUAAUCGCGGUAGUGACUCGGAUAGCGAAGCCGUUUCGUGCUCCAAGUCUGGAACGGACAGAGCGGGUGACGGCGAGGAGAGUGAGAGUGAUGAGGGGGAUAGCGACAGUAGGAAAAUUGACCGACACAGGAAUGAUAGUGACGACGAGUCGAGGGGCGAGGGGAAGGAGAAGGCUGGGGAGGAGAAGGAGGAGGAAGUGGAGAUAGAUGUGGAGGGGUUGGAAGCCAAUGGUAGCGACGAAAGAUCGCAGGGUAACGAGACGACGCCACAGGCGACAUUCGCGAGUGAGGAAAAGGAAAUCGAGCUGAGGGAUGAGUUGGGGCACUUGGAAUUAAUUGAAUUGGGAGGGUGGAGUGAUGGCGAGGGGGAGGUGGAGGCGGGAAGCGGAGGUGGCAAGGUGGAAGAUGCGACGGGAGGAGAGCAGAGUCAGAUUGGCGCGUGUGAGAGUAGGGGACGCGUGGGGGUGACGGGGAUGCUAGAAGGAGCAGAAGAAACAAUGGCGAUGCCCACAAGAAAGGGCGAGUUUUGCGAGGGUGGGGGUGAGCGUGAAGCCGAUGUACGGGAUGUGAAGGAGGAUGACCAGUCGCGGGAGAGUAGUGAAGCUCCAGCGCCCGUAGCACCUGCGCUUGACUGCGCUCGCGCCGACCCCACAGGAGCCACAGCGGCGGCCAUUGGUGAGCAUACAGGCACGGUUCAGCGCGUGACAGCUGAAACACCUGAUGCUGUGGUGAUGGGGAGUAGCAACAAUGGAUAUGGGACGGAAGGGGCAGAUGAGGGACGGAGAGAGGAGGGGAAUGCGCCGGAAGGGGGGCUGGACGGUGCGAGGGGGAGAAAGCGCAAGGAUGGGGGAGGUUCCGACGGAGCUUCGUUGGCGCAUGCGCAGGCGGCGGUGCGCGCGCCGAUGGUAGGACAUGGGGCGGCACGCGCGCAGAGAGCAGUGAUGAGCACGGUAGUAGAGGAACCACCGCUGGAUGAUGUGCGGGCGUUCUUUGCGUCGCUCUGCUUCCCCGUGGCUUGCUCCCCGCCUGCCGCCCCGUCCCCGCCGUCGCUCACUGCAUGCGAGGAGCUUAUUCGGUCGAACAAUGGUCAAAUGGAGCAGCAGCCGCCGCCGGUGCAGCAAACCCAAAAUGGGUGUACCAGACCCGCUGUGUCCGCGUUAGCUCCCCUUCCCCUGGGUCCUCUCCCCGCUCUCCUCCACCUGCCUUCCCCGCACCACCUGCACGCCCCACCCGUGCGCGCGCUGGUUGGCCCUGGCCACAUCGCCCCAUGCAGGGACGACCGCGUUGGCCCCCUGUCGCUGCCUCAUGAGUCCCACACCCCAUCCAGCACACACGGCAGCUGCACUGCUAUCGUCACAGCCACUGCCACCGCUACUCCCAUUGCCACUACUGCUGUCGCCGGUGCCGCUGCCCCUGCUGCUGCCGCUUCUGCUGCUGUACGGGCCAAUGCGGGUGCAGGUGUGAAGGGUGGAACAGAUGUCACUGCCAGUGGCGGCAGCAGCACAGCAGGCAGCAUGCCACCUCCCCAUGCCGUGUGCGCCUUCGCCCCGCCCUCAGGCUCCUCGCACUCCCUGUCAGCCACUCAACCUCCUCCUCUUGCUGUUCCUGCGUCCCCUUCCUCUGUUGCUGGCGCGAGCGCUUCCCUCCGUGAUGCUUCCGCAUCUCACGGCUGCUGCAACGAGCAAAUGCAGGCAGGCGCGGGCGGGAUUCCGAUAGAAGCGGAGAUGGGGGGCGGGAAGAGGGGGCUAGAAGGGUGGGCAGAGGGGGAUGGAGACGCGGAGCGGGAUAUGGAGGCGGAGAAGGAAGCGAGGGGAAGCUCGUGCGGCGAAGGGGCAGCGGUUCUACUUGACCAUUUGGCUGCUCUGGGUGAUCUGGGGGAUGGUGGGGCAGGGAGGGGGAGGGGUUCUGGGAAACGGGAUGCAGGCAGGGGGAAAGCGGGCGAGAGGGGGCAGGGUGGAGGGAGAGGGAGGCGGGGAGGUGGGGUGGGGCGGGGCAGUGGAUUGGAAAGGAGAGCGUCUGGGAAGAAGGGGCAGUGGUGGGUUGAUGUUGGGAUGGCAGCAGAGGGGCAAGACGGGCGAGAAGGCAGUGCUGCAAGGGCUGCGGCGGCUCCCAGCCGUGGGCUUCUCCCGUCCUCUGCAUCCCUCCCUGCUGCGAUCUCCCUCACUCCACGCUCCUCCUCCUCUCUGUCUGCCUUUGAAAUCGCCAAUCCCCUUGUGCCCCUUCUUCCCAACGCCACGGCCCCUACCCCUCCUAUUCCUCCGUCUGCGCCUCCCCCGGUUCCUGCCCUAGUAGGUGCGCCGGGCGCAGGCGCGGGUGUUGGUGCAGGGCGCGCGGCAGGGGGUGUGGGUGCUGGUGCUGCCGCUGCCGCUGCCGCUGCCGCUGGCGCUGGCGCUGGCGCUAAUGUUGGCGCCGGUGCCAGUGCUGGCAUUGCAAGGGCGCGUUCAUCGGGGGGUGGACAGUUGGUGGUGGCGCCAGGGGUGGCAGCAGCAGUGGCAGUGAUGCAGGUGGAGAGGCGAGUGAGGGAGAGGCAACAGCGGGUGUUAAGGAGGAUGAGGAGGGGGUCGAAACGAAGAGGGGAGAGCAUGGGGAGGAACAGCGGGGCUGUUAGAGGUGUGCUAGGGGCAGCAGGGAGGGGAGAAACGGGCUAUGGCGAUGCUGGUGCGAGUGCGUUCUCUCAGGCUCUUCUUGCUCGUUCCAAGUCUGCUGGUGCUCUGUCUAUUACUGCCCCCACAGCAGCACUCGCCCAACCAUCACCAGCUACCGCCACCGCUCCUGCUGCUGCUGCUGCUUCUGCUGCUGCUGUGGGUGGUGGUGCUGCUGCUUUUGGCACACCAGCGUUGCCUUCUGCUGGGUCGUGUCCUGAAAGCUCAGCUGCAGCUCUCCCACCCUCUCUCCCGCCAUCUGCAUCCACCUCUCUCACACCCGUGUGCGCCCCUCCUCACGCGUCCGAGCGUGGCCCCAUGUCCGUGGCUGAAGCCCUAGCAGCAGCAAAGGCAGUGCAGCGCGAGCGGCAGGCGUUGGGCCAAGGAGGGGCGGCGGCAGGAGCAGGAGCGAGGGCAGCAGAGGGCAGAGGAGGAGCUGGUGGUUCCAUGGUGCGAGGGAGUGGGAGCGGUGUAGGCGUGUGUGGGGUAAGCAGUGAGCAGCGAGGAGGGGAGCAGCGGAGGGGACGUGUGAGGGGAGAAGCAGGCUGGAGUGGCCUGGACGUGCUUCGUUGCUCUGCAGUACCUGCUGAGACGCCUCACUCCAGCACCCUUACCGCUCUCAACCGCUCGUCUAUGCGAGCUGUUAACUGGAGGAGGCAUGCUGCUAAUGGGGCUGGAACAGGGGCAGUCAGGGGUGAUGCGGGGUGCUGGGAUGGCAGGGAUGGGUAUUGUAGCGAUGGAGGUAUGAUGAGGCAGGGGCGAGGAGAGGCGAACAAGGCAGGAUGGGCGGUGGGAGAUGUGUUUAGAAGAGGAGGUGCAAGUGGGGACGGGCGGGAAGACGACGUGCGGGGCUGCCUCACUGCUGUCUGUCUCUUCUUCUGCAAGGCGGCGCUCCUAGGGUUCCGUCUUUACUGCCUGCCUGCAACCCCACUCACCUGUCACUGCAGGGCCCCUGCCCUCUUCCUCUCCUCUUGCUUGCUGCUGCCUGCCCUGUUUGGCAAAGGGAUGCUGUCUCAACCACAGCAGCUGCUGGCUCCAUUACUGCUGCCUCUAUCAGAUGAGAUGAGGCCUCGACUUCGUUGUUUGGAUUGCCUUGCCUGCUCCAUGGCUAGUAGCGAUGCGUGGGCUUGCGUUGUGGCCACGUUGUGA
Molecule: messenger RNA, 4323 nt
Organism: Closterium sp. Naga37s-1
Lineage: Eukaryota; Viridiplantae; Streptophyta; Zygnematophyceae; Desmidiales; Closteriaceae
Source: the annotation of a GenBank genome assembly